GUCUACGUGGUGAGGUUUGGAACCACUAACCCGGUUGUACACUUAUCACCAUGGUUGAGACUCGUAGUGGGAAGGAGACUAGCCCCUACACCACUGAGCAGCAAGAAAAGAUGGCCGCCUUAGUCAGAGAGAAUAAGGAGAGGAAAGAGCGUAAAAAGCAAGUCAAGCUAAAGGCUAUCGUAGACGAGCAAGCGGCGAAGAUGAAGAGAUUGGAGGAGGAGAUGAAGAGGGUACAACAGGAGGAGGAAGAAAGAAGGAAGGAUGCUGAAGCAGAAGCGGCUGCAGAAGAAGAGAAAGAGAGAAUGAGAAUUGAGAGUGGGGAAGGAAGUAGUGGUGGCACGAUGAAGUGGGAGACAAAUAUUGAGCUGGAGAAGAAGAUCAGCGAGUGGGUCGCUAAUUUAUCGUUGGGGGAAGACGAGAAGGCGGAGUCAUAUGUGACUAAGGAUGAGAAGGCUGCGCUGGCCGCUGAGCUAGCAGCCAUGACAGACCCAAUGGAACGAAGAUAGAGGGAAGACGAGCAAAAGUUAGCAUGGAAGCUGAGAAUGAAGAGGGAAAAGAAGA
Messenger RNA from Chara braunii, 561 nucleotides. The record is from the annotation of a GenBank genome assembly. Lineage: Eukaryota; Viridiplantae; Streptophyta; Charophyceae; Charales; Characeae.